AUUUAAUUUAAAACAUUAUAACAUGACAAAAGGGUUUUACUUAUCUUCAUAUUAGGGUCCACCAUGGCCGCCACCGCUAGCGGUCACCAUUUUCACCAUCUCUUCAACCACAGUUUACGAUCAAUCCUUGCAUCAUCCAAACACAACAGUGGACCAUCCAGUAUCAGAUCCCUAACCUGCAGAGAAGCUUAGAUGAACAAUCCCAAAGAUCCCCAAUCGAAACUGAGAGCCUCGCACCGUGAUACGCCGGAGGACGAAAACCCUCGUCGCCGAAGAGACAUUGCCGCUGAGACGCAAAUCGAGAGUAGGGGUUCGGGAACGAUCCUGCAAAAGAGGUGAAGCUGGUGGAGACAGAGUCGAUGGAAGUCAGUGCUGGGAAGCACGAGUCCGGUUUGGCGAUCGAUCUGGAGGGUCUGGAUGAACUGGAAGGGGAAGGUGGAGGCCUUGCGAAUGGCGAAGGCAACAGCGGCGACAGAAGGCACGAUGAGGCAGAAGGCGUCAUCAGAAUCGGAGGUAGGGUUGUCGUUGUGCGUGAUAGGGAGGCUGACUGAAUUGGAGGAGUGUUUGCAGAGGGGCGUUUGCAGAGGAGAAAAUGCUUGUAGGGGAAGAGGGGAAAAGUUUGAAGAACCAUGGGCCACACGACGUUGCUGGCGUGAGCGGCGUGAGGGGAAAAGUUUUGAAUAUUUGGUUUUUUUUUGGACGGUUUGUGGGGCGCGUUUGUCGAACUCCUCUUUCCCUCUGCGGACGGCGACAUUUGUCAUGGCCCCAACGGUGGCGUUUGUCAUGGCUCCAACGGUAGCGUUUUUUAGUUUGAGAGGGAGAAAGGGUGUGUGUGUCUCUGGGGAGUGAGGGUUUGAGGAUGGAAGUGGGAAAGAAGCAGCUUGGACGGAGGAACGAAGAGGUGAAAGGUGAUAAGUGGUUUGAGGGAAGAAGAAGCACCACGUGGAUUUGAUUAAUUUAAUGCGCAAUGUCAUGUCAUCAAAACAAAAAUACAGCUCAACUCAAUUUAACGCUGUUUGGAACAACUUAACGGUUAGGAUAAAAUUGACUCAAUUUUACAAAUAUUUAGACCCAAUUGGGAUAUUUUAUAAAUAUAUAGACCCAAUUGAGACAGUUGAAAAUAUGAAGACCCACUUGAGAUUCCCAUACAAAUACGAGGAUCAUUCGAGGG
This is a messenger RNA of Vigna umbellata (rice bean), 1171 nucleotides long. The record is from RefSeq and is a predicted model, not a curated record. NCBI's taxonomy places the organism in Eukaryota, Viridiplantae, Streptophyta, Magnoliopsida, Fabales, Fabaceae.